AUGAAUGGAACACCAAUUGUCCUUGAUCAAGGUACUGGUUUUGUAAAAAUUGGCAGGGCCGGAACUAAUUUUCCCGACUAUACUUUCCCUUCAAUUGUUGGAAGGCCAAUAUUAAGGGCUGAAGAACGAAAUGUGUUACUUCCAAGCGACAUUGAAAUUAAAGAUAUAAUGUGUGGCAGUGAGGCAAGUGAAGUUAGAUCCUUGCUUCAGAUAAGCUAUCCUAUGGAAAAUGGUAUAAUUAAGAAUUGGGAAGAUAUGGAGCAUUUGUGGGACUAUGCGUUCUACGAAAGAAUGAAAGUCAACACCCUGGGUGAGAAAGUAUUAUUAACAGAACCUCCAAUGAACCCAUUGAAGAACAGGGAGACUAUGUGUGACGUUAUGUUUGAAAAGUAUCAAUUUGGUGGCGUAUACGUUGCAAUUCAAGCAGUUUUGGCUUUGUAUGCUCAGGGUCUCAGUUCAGGAGUUGUGGUCGAUUCUGGUGAUGGCGUGACUCACAUUGUUCCUGUUUAUGAGUCUGUCGUCUUAAAUCACUUAACAAAGAGAUUGGACGUUGCUGGGAGAGACGUUACUAGGAAUUUGAUCAAUCUUUUGUUACGUAGAGGAUACGCAUUCAACCGGACAGCUGACUUUGAAACAGUUCGGUGCAUCAAGGAAAAGCUUUGCUAUGUUUCCUAUGAUUUGGACUUAGACAGCAAGUUGGCUCAGGAGACAACAACAUUGGUAGAAUCCUACGAGUUGCCAGAUGGUAGAAUCAUUAAAGUCGGUUCUGAAAAAUUUGAAGCUCCCGAGUGUUUGUUCCAACCCCUGUUGGUGGAUGUAGAACAACCAGGUGUUGGAGAAACAUUAUUUAAUACUAUUCAAGCAGCUGAUGUCGACGUAAGAUCUUCAUUAUAUAAGGCGAUAGUUCUUUCUGGAGGCUCCUCUAUGUAUCCAGGUUUACCGUCUAGAUUGGAAAAGGAAUUGAAGCAAUUAUGGUUGACGAAAGUUCUAAAGGGUGAUGCUCUGAGAUUAAGUAAAUUCAAGGUCAGGAUAGAAGAUCCUCCUAGAAGAAGAAACAUGGUUUUUAUUGGUGGCGCUGUUUUAGCUAACAUCAUGGCGGAUAAAGAACAUAUGUGGGUUACUAAGCAAGAGUGGGAAGAACAAGGUCCACGUAUUUUAGAAAAAUUGGGACCCCGUUAA
This is a messenger RNA of Priceomyces carsonii, 1179 nucleotides long. It is a transcript of the gene ARP2, whose product is annotated as actin-related protein 2. The transcript has 2 exons. Gene Ontology annotation, cellular component: actin cortical patch; Arp2/3 protein complex. Bases 1 to 1179 code for a protein of 392 amino acids. Lineage: Eukaryota; Fungi; Ascomycota; Pichiomycetes; Serinales; Debaryomycetaceae. The record is from RefSeq and is a predicted model, not a curated record. Gene Ontology annotation, molecular function: actin filament binding. Gene Ontology annotation, biological process: Arp2/3 complex-mediated actin nucleation.